Arabidopsis thaliana (thale cress) is the source of this 3244-nucleotide messenger RNA. It is a transcript of the gene KT2, whose product is annotated as potassium transporter 2. The coding region runs from base 714 to 3098 and encodes 794 amino acids. Gene Ontology annotation, molecular function: potassium ion transmembrane transporter activity. The record is from RefSeq and is marked reviewed. The transcript has 9 exons. Gene Ontology annotation, cellular component: plasma membrane; membrane. Gene Ontology annotation, biological process: potassium ion transmembrane transport. Lineage: Eukaryota; Viridiplantae; Streptophyta; Magnoliopsida; Brassicales; Brassicaceae.
UAAGAAAAAAAAGAAAAGCUUUUUCCUUUAGAUGUCAUGUAACUGUCGGGAGAGCACUCACGUGUUUCUGUCUCUUCACCUGUAAAUAUUCUCGCCACGUUUGCUCUCUUUCUUUUUUUCCCCGAGAAAACGCAAAGACAAAGACGUUUUUUUAAUUUGGCUAUAGCAUGUGGAGGCUAUGGGUUCUUAUCUUGUAUCGUCGUUCUUUGUCUUCAAUAUCUUUAAUUCAAUGAUAAGCAGAUCAUCUCUUUCUUCACUCCUACACAUCGAUUCACGUCAUCCACCCAGAAAAAUUCAUACUUCAAUUAAAAAUUCUGUAAGUGGAAAAAACACAGUUGGCAAAAUGGGCAAAAGCUAAUAAUUGAUUUAUCUCCAUUUAUGGCUAAAAGCCUAACACUAGGCUCUACACUUUUCAAGUCUUUUCAUUUUCUGGGUAAUUGUUGUUCAAUUUUAGAGAUUUAGGGUUUUUGAUUGUUCUUCUUUUUCUGGGUUUUAUCUAAAUUCGUGGAUAUGAGAAUGGCAUGUGCGUGAAUGUGGCCUACUUUGUUUUCUUCCUUCUAAUUUGGGAACAGAGUUUGGUUGUCCUAUUUAUUGUUACUUUGUAGGUUUCACUCUUUUCGACAUUACUUUUCAAUUGCUUCAGAUUCAUAAAUCUAUCUUCUUCUUUCUUUGGUUGUUCAGCUUUAGCGUGUUAGGCUGAACAUUUAAGAACCAUGGAUCUCAAUCUCGGAAAAUGCUGUGGUUCUCGUUCUUCUAAGAAGGAAUCAUGGAGGUCGGUUUUGCUUCUUGCUUACCAGAGUCUUGGUGUUGUCUAUGGAGACUUGAGUAUCUCUCCGCUUUAUGUCUUUAAGAGCACUUUUGCUGAGGACAUUCAACAUUCAGAGACCAAUGAAGAGAUCUACGGUGUUAUGUCUUUUGUUUUCUGGACUUUAACUUUGGUUCCUUUGCUUAAGUAUGUCUUCAUUGUCCUCCGAGCUGAUGAUAACGGAGAAGGUGGAACUUUUGCUUUGUACUCAUUGAUCUGCCGUCAUGUCAAAGUUAGCCUCCUCCCAAACCGACAAGUCUCUGAUGAGGCACUGUCCACUUAUAAGCUGGAGCAUCCACCGGAGAAGAACCAUGACUCGUGUGUGAAAAGAUAUCUGGAGAAACACAAGUGGUUACACACUGCUUUGCUGCUUCUUGUUCUUCUUGGGACUUGUAUGGUUAUUGGAGAUGGACUUCUCACUCCAGCUAUCUCCGUUUUCUCUGCUGUGUCAGGUCUUGAGCUGAAUAUGUCUAAAGAACAUCACCAAUAUGCAGUAAUUCCUAUUACCUGCUUCAUACUAGUCUGCCUUUUCUCGCUUCAGCAUUUUGGGACACAUCGUGUUGGGUUUGUUUUCGCGCCUAUUGUCCUCACUUGGCUGCUCUGUAUAAGUGGUAUUGGCUUGUACAAUAUAAUACAGUGGAAUCCUCAUAUAUACAAAGCUCUUUCUCCUACAUACAUGUUCAUGUUCUUGAGAAAGACGAGAGUAAGCGGAUGGAUGUCUCUAGGCGGGAUCUUGUUGUGCAUAACUGGUGCUGAGGCCAUGUUUGCUGAUCUUGGUCACUUCAAUUACGCAGCAAUUCAGAUUGCGUUUACCUUCCUGGUUUAUCCGGCUCUUAUAUUGGCAUACAUGGGGCAAGCUGCUUACUUAUCCCGGCAUCACCAUUCUGCUCAUGCAAUUGGGUUUUACGUCUCUGUACCAAAAUGUUUGCACUGGCCUGUGCUUGCUGUAGCAAUUCUUGCUUCUGUUGUGGGAAGCCAAGCGAUCAUCAGUGGGACUUUCUCAAUCAUAAACCAGAGCCAGUCUCUCGGAUGCUUCCCUCGAGUCAAAGUCAUUCACACGUCCGAUAAGAUGCAUGGUCAGAUUUACAUACCGGAGAUUAACUGGAUGCUCAUGAUUCUCUGCAUCGCUGUUACUAUCGGGUUUAGAGAUGUCAAACACCUGGGAAAUGCAUCAGGUUUGGCUGUAAUGGCGGUUAUGCUAGUGACAACAUGUCUUACCUCAUUAGUCAUUGUUCUUUGCUGGCACAAGCCUCCAAUUCUAGCGCUAGCGUUCCUUCUCUUUUUCGGUUCAAUAGAACUUCUCUACUUCUCGGCCUCACUCACCAAAUUUCGUGAAGGCGCUUGGCUUCCGAUCCUCUUAUCUCUAAUAUUCAUGAUCAUCAUGUUCGUUUGGCACUACACCACCAUUAAGAAAUACGAGUUUGAUCUCCAGAAUAAAGUCUCGCUUGAAUGGCUUCUUGCAUUGGGUCCAAGCCUCGGAAUUUCUCGAGUUCCAGGUAUCGGUUUAGUCUUCACGGAUUUAACCUCUGGAAUCCCCGCCAAUUUCUCCCGGUUCGUCACCAACCUCCCUGCCUUCCACCGUGUUCUUGUCUUUGUCUGCGUGAAAUCUGUCCCUGUCCCGUUCGUUCCACCUGCUGAGAGAUACCUCGUGGGUCGUGUUGGUCCCGUUGACCACCGCUCUUACAGAUGCAUCGUUCGGUAUGGAUACCGUGACGUCCAUCAAGACGUGGACUCAUUCGAAACAGAGCUCGUAAGCAAGCUGGCGGAUUUCAUCCGUUACGAUUGGCACAAAAGAACACAACAAGAAGACGACAACGCUCGUUCUGUCCAGUCCAACGAAUCCUCAAGCGAGUCAAGACUAGCCGUGAUCGGAACAGUAGCUUACGAGAUCGAAGACAAUCUCCAACCAGAGAGUGUCUCCAUCGGAUUCUCCACAGUCGAAAGCAUGGAAGACGUCAUACAAAUGGCCGAACCAGCCCCAACCGCCACCAUAAGACGGGUGAGGUUUGCGGUUGAGGAAAACAGUUACGAGGACGAAGGAUCAACAUCGUCAGCAGAAGCAGAUGCGGAACUGAGAAGCGAGCUGAGGGAUUUGCUGGCAGCGCAAGAAGCAGGAACUGCGUUUAUAUUGGGACAUUCACAUGUGAAAGCGAAACAAGGAUCAUCGGUGAUGAAGAGAUUAGCAGUUAAUUUCGGUUAUAAUUUCUUGAGAAGGAACUGUAGAGGACCUGACGUGGCUCUUAAGGUUCCACCUGUUUCUCUUUUAGAAGUCGGCAUGGUUUAUGUUGUUUGACUUAUGAAAAAACUAAAUAUAUGAAAACCUAAUUCCUCUGUUGUAAAUUCGUCAUGUUUAGCUUCAUAGAUCUCUGUUUCUGUGUUUGUGAGUCUGGGGUUUGACUUUUAACAAAUCUUAAGACCAAGAUGGUCAGAGGAUCAUAU